CAGUAGCAAGGUGGGCCAGCCAGCAAAGGGAGAGAACACCAGAAGAGGCCUUCGAAUCCUUUUUAGUGGAACAGGAACUAUACUCAAGAACAAACAAACAAUCUGAUUCUAGAAAACACUUUGUAAUACACUGAGAACCAAACAUGAGAGGAGCUUCCUAUUCCCAGAAAUCCCAGUCCCUGCAGGUGAGCGGGACCCGCAGCAGUAUGCGGGUUCAGAGCCCCUCUCCCUCCAGAUGCCGUGGAUCCUCGUACAACAACCGCGGACGCUCCGGACACCAGGGCGGCAACGUGUCCUCAGCCGUGGAGUUGGGCACAGAGAUACACCAGGUCCAUGCCAACGAGAAGGAGGAGAUGCAGGAGCUGAACAUGAAGUUCGCCGGCUACAUCGAGAAAGUCCAGGCCCUUGAACAGAGGAACGCCCAGCUGACGGCCGAGCUGGCAGCGCUACAGGGCCGCUUCAAGGGAGGCCCCACCGGCAUCGGUGAAGAGUACAACCUCAAGUUCAAAGAGAUGAGGGAGCUGAUCGAAGCCUUGACCAAUGAGAAAGGAGCUGCUGAUAUCGAGAGGGGAUACAUUGAGGAGGAGGUGGAGGUGUGGAGGAUGAAACUGGAAGAAGAGCUGGCACUGAAAGGUAGGGUCUCAGUGUCACACUGACCACUGGCUGGGGAGUGGGGAGAUUUUCUGACACCAAUCGUAUAGAUUCACGUCAUUGUUAAAUAGAUGUAAACAGUUGUUGGUGAGGGUAUGAUGCACUUUUGUUUGCAUGAAACAUGGAACCAGAUAUUUUCCUUUUUUGAUGUAGAAUCCUAGAUUGUCACAUUUGAUUAGUGUGUAUGUAGUCAAGUGUAUGUAGGCAAGUCUUUGGCUUAUCAUACACCCCAUUAAAUACAAUUGAUGCCAAUACUGUAUAUAGUACUAACACCACCACUGUUGUGUUUUUAACCUAUCCACUCUCUAUUUGUCCGUCUCCAGAGGAGGCAGAGAUGAUCCUGAGGGAAUUCCGUGAAGAUGUCGACAACGCCACUCUGCAGAAGGCUGAGCUCGAGAGGCGCGUCGAACAGCUGGUGGCCGAGAUUGAGUUCCUCAAGAAGCUGCAUGACGAGGAAGUCGCCGACCUCAUGAAACAGAUCGAGGACUCCAAGGUGACCGCGGAACUCGACGGUGACCGCCCCGACCUCGCCGCCUACCUCCGUAACAUGCGCGCCGAGAUUGAGACUGUGGCGGCCAAGAACGUCCAGGAAGCCGAGAAGUGGUACAAGGGCAAGUUCGAAACCCUCAAAGAAGUUGCCGGCAAGAAAGAAAACCAGAUGAUGGCCAUGAAAGAAGAGAUCACCACCUUCCACAGCCAGGUGACAGACCUCCAGAACCAGAUUGACGGGCUGAGGGCGAGCAACGUGGCCCUGGAGCAGCAGUUGCAGGACAUGGAGAUGGCCCACAUGGAUAAGGUCGGAGGCCUGGAGGGCAUCAUUGCUCAGCUGGAGCACCAGCUCUGCGAGACCAAGAUGGAGAUGGGCAAGUACAUGGCUGACUACCAGGAGCUGCUGCACAUCAAGCUGAAGCUGGACGCUGAGAUCGCCGUCUACAGGAAGCUGCUGGAGGGAGAGGAGAGCAGGCUGGGGAUCUCGGCAGGGAAAGAACCAGCAGCUUAA
Coregonus sp. 'balchen' is the source of this 1651-nucleotide messenger RNA. NCBI's taxonomy places the organism in Eukaryota, Metazoa, Chordata, Actinopteri, Salmoniformes, Salmonidae. The record is from the annotation of a GenBank genome assembly.